Molecule: messenger RNA, 2287 nt
Organism: Toxorhynchites rutilus septentrionalis
Lineage: Eukaryota; Metazoa; Arthropoda; Insecta; Diptera; Culicidae
Product: innexin inx2
Exons: 2
Coding region: 169-1248 (359 amino acids)
Biological process (GO): phototransduction
Cellular component (GO): gap junction; plasma membrane
Molecular function (GO): gap junction channel activity
Source: RefSeq, a predicted model, not a curated record
AUUGCAUUAUUCGGUUACUUGUAUUCAUCACAAUAGGGUUAGUAUCGGUUUAAAGUUUAGAGCAGAGCAGUGUAGUGAGGAGAUGUGCUGACGAACAGACGGUGGUGUGGUUAUAAAAAAGACAUUUUUAUUCGAAGUGACACGGCUCGCAGCUAAAAACUAUUCAUCAUGUUUGAUGUAUUUGGCUCCGUGAAGGGGCUACUGAAGUUAGACCAAGUAUGCAUCGACAACAACAUAUUCCGGCUGCACUACAAAGCCACUGUGGUGAUCUUGAUUGCAUUUUCCCUGCUGGUAACUUCGAGACAAUACAUCGGGGAUCCAAUCGACUGCAUUGUGGAUGAAAUUCCUCUGAAUGUAAUGGAUACAUAUUGCUGGAUUUAUUCAACCUUCACAAUACCGAAUCGUUUAACUGGAAUCGCAGGUAGAGACAUAGUGCAAGCGGGCGUUGCAAGUCACGUCGAUGGCCAUGAUGAAGUGAAGUACCAUAAGUACUACCAAUGGGUGUGCUUCGUACUUUUCUUCCAAGCUAUGCUGUUCUAUGUCCCUCGCUAUCUGUGGAAAACCUGGGAAGCUGGACGCAUCAAAAUGUUGGUACUUGACCUCAACAUGCCGGUUGUGAACGAUGAGUGUAAAGAUGAGCGCAAAAAGAUACUGGUUGAUUACUUUGUGGAUAAUAUCAAUCGCCAUAAUUUUUAUGCCAUUAGAUUUUUCAUUUGUGAGGUUUUAAACUUCGUAAAUGUGCUCGGGCAAAUUUAUUUUAUGGAUUUUUUCCUCGAUGGAGAAUUUUCUACAUACGGCAGUGAUGUAGUUCGUUUCACCGAAAUGGAGCCAGAAGAGAGAGGCGAUCCAAUGGCUAGAGUGUUUCCUAAAGUAACAAAGUGCACAUUCCAUAAGUAUGGUCCGUCUGGUAGUGUGCAGAAGUUUGAUGGCCUUUGUGUGCUUCCAUUGAACAUCGUGAACGAAAAAAUUUACGUCUUCCUAUGGUUCUGGUUUAUUUGUCUAACCAUUUUGACUGGAACCUCGCUGGUAUACCGCUUCGCCGUCAUAGCCAUGCCUAAAGUGCGCCUUUAUUUACUACGUGCCAGAUCCCGGCUUUCUAAACACGAUGAAGUGGAGUCAAUUUCAUCUAAAUGUCAACUGGGAGAUUGGUUUAUCUUGUAUCAAUUGGGCAAAAACAUCGAUCCAUUGAUUUACAAGGAAAUCAUAAGAGACCUUUCACUGAAACUAGAAGGCAAAGAUAUGGUUUGAUAUGAGGAGUAAAUAUCUAGAAGAAAAUGGUGAUAUGCGGCGAUUCAUCGAUCAAAAAUGUAGGCACACAUACAGAAGAAACCACAUGUAAACAUGACAGAAAAGCAACAUCAUAGGCUUCAACCAGCGUGGAAAAUAAUGCUGUCUUAGCAUCGUGAGAUUUUGAACAAAAAAAAAGUUAUCGAAUCACCACACAAGUAUAAUUUGUUAACAUGCUGACCGAGCAAUUAUAGCUAUUAUUUCAAGAACAUAAUCCCUUAUCUAGAAAUUCGACAUUCCAAUAAUAUCAUAAAAGACAGACUGAUCGAAACGAAAAUCGGAAGCUUAUUGCCAUAGUUUUGCAUUGUGUUACUAAUUGAAUUUUAGAGCAAGCAUUUUAACUACAUUCUUAGUUUUACAUUUGAUUCUCGCUUUCAUCCGAUGCCUUCAAUCAAUUGGUAUUAGUUAAAAACGAUUUAUAUCUACAAUGUCAAUUUUUUAAUUAAAAGAAGAGUAUCUAAACAAAACCAAUUUCGUCCGUAUAACGAAUGUAAUCUCCGAAUCUGUGUAAUCUCACAAUCAGACACCAGAAUAUGAUAGGAUUUUACGAUGCUUCUCACAGCUCUAGCGAUUACAACAUAACAUUGUGAAUAUAUAUUUUUUCGAAUAAGACCUUUUGGAAGCAACAAACCUUGCACAAUUAGCAUUUAGAAUAUUUUAAUAAAACUUAUAUUUGGCAAGAAUACAUCGUGUUUCAUAUGUAGUUCCAGUAUUCCAGCAAACCGAUUUUUUUCUACAAUGUUAACGCCACACUGAGAAAAAACAAAUCGAAACAAAACUAAACAAUUACGUAGUACGUAUGUCGAUCUUUUGGCGAUAGUUAUAAUAAUCGAAAAUUGCAUUUUCGGAAUUUUUCAUUUUUUUUAAACGGAAAGACUUUUAAUGUGCCUUAAAUUUGCAUGAUCCUACUUAUCAACAUGAAGUCGAACACGUAUGUAUGAUUUUUAUGAGUGUAUAACACAAUAUACGUUUGAAUAAAGUCACAACUAUACGGACAUAA